This is a messenger RNA of Chara braunii, 1122 nucleotides long. The record is from the annotation of a GenBank genome assembly. Lineage: Eukaryota; Viridiplantae; Streptophyta; Charophyceae; Charales; Characeae.
UCAAGCAACGAAGASCAAACAGAAGUCUCACCUUCAACCGACGCUCACACUUUCAGCAUGCCUCAAUGGUCUACGGAGCAAUUGCAGGAGCAGCCGUUGUUGUCUCCUCAGUCUUCCGUCGGGGGUGUGGGGGGUGUAGACAUGUCACAGCUGGGUGUAGGCGUGUCACAGUUAGAAUCGCAGGUUGUUUGUGACAUGCCACAACGUAGUUUGCUCUCUGCAUUCGACGAGGCUUUGCAGCAGACAAGCCACAGUUUGCCAACUGCUGGCUUGGGCCCCUCUGGGACAGUGGUUUUGAGUGAUCAGGAGUUGGGGGUCGGCAGUGUUGACUGGGCAGGCGAUUGUGGGAAUGGUUUGCCACACCAAAUGGGGGGAGGGGAUGACGACUAUGCUGACUCACAAGCAGGCGCUGACUCACAAGCAGGAGGAGAUCGUGGACAUCACGAGACGGAAGUCCCUGGUAAUGGCGGUGAUGGGUGUCACCGAAAUCGGCGCUGGAAUGAUGCUGAAAUGCUUGCCCUCAUCCGCGCACAUGGGGAGUACAAGGUUGCACGAGCAGUCAACUCUGAAGCUAUAGGCAAUGCUUGCUCUUUGAAUAAGAAAUGGGAGGGUAUAUCAAUUGUCGUGUGUGCUGCCGGCUUCAUCCGUAAUGGCUAUGACUGUGAAAAUAGGUGGAAGAACCUGUGGAAGUGGUAUAGAAAGGUGCUGGUCCACGAUGGCAUGAGUGGAGUGCAGAGCUAUUGGACCACGUCACCUGAGGCACGAGCGAAUGCUGGACUCACGUUCCGCCUUCGAAGGUCCUGGUUUGAUCUCAUUGACUCCUUCAAUAUUAGAAACCCGGCUGUCCAUCCUGAAGGUGUUGUAGAUCCUGGAAAUGAGGAGGAUGGGCGAGGACCAGGACAGGGCAGUCGGGGUUCUCCUCCUGUCAGUGGUGGCAGGGCAGAGAGUGGGGUUGCCAAUGCAUGUGCUGAAGGGGCUGAAGUGGGAACGUCAGCAAAGCGCAGACGCAGUGUCGCAAAUGCCCGGGAGCGGCUGUGAAGGACAUCUCCGCAGUAAUGAGGGAGCAGACAGACGCACUGAGGGAGCACAGUAGGCGAUCAGUGGAGUGCGCUGAACUUACAG